AUGGCUGAAGUUUUAACUGCAUUAGUGCGGAUUCUGAACUCUUCCAAGAAUUCGUUGAGGAAAAUUCUGGUGACAGGGGACUUUGAAGAGUAUUCUGAAGAGACAGAUAUGCACUGCACUAUAAAGUUGAUGGAAAUGCUCAAUCAAUACACUGCUGGAUUUAAAUCGGGAAGUCUCGAAAACAAUGGCACUUUCUUGAUGGAUGAAAUUGCAGAACUUGAAACUGGUUAUAGAAAUUUCCUGCCUCAUCGUGUUCUUUUGUGUAUGCUACAGGGAAGGCUCAACAAAGUUUCUGUUAUUCUAGUGAAACUGGUGGGGGAGAUGUGGGAUUAUAUCGAAGCAGUCGUGAUCAGAGUACUUGUGCAUCAUGCCGAGAAUUGCCCACAACUCCAGUCUUGCACGAGGCGAGCUGCAGAAAAUUUGAUCACCAAAAAGAAAGAGGAAUCGAUUAAUUGGGUGAUGCAGAUGAUUGGAAUGGAGAAGUUUGGAGGUUAUACCUGUAAUCCUGACUACCUCGCGACCUAUAAUAAUCUCAUGCGCAAGCAAGGAGAGUUGAUUGAAAGGAUUUUUGGCAAUUCUCGGUAUGAUUAUCAUUUCCAAAUCAUUGAAAUUGGGGCUAAUGCAAUCCAACUUGGGCAUCUUAGAAGUCAUCAGCAAGAUAUGGUGAAACAAGCUUUCGAUAUAAAGAUGAGAAUGGUGGCUUACUGGAAGAUUGUCCAAAUGAGGCUUGUGGAUAGCAUGGCUUUGCACAUCCUAUUCCAAUGUCAAAAGCUAGUGGAUGUGGAGAUGGAAGAGGAAGUUGUAAAGGAUCUAUCGGCACCUCAUAAUGGAGGCAUCGAGAGGAUGCUAGACGAACCGCCUAUAGUUGCAGAGAAACGUCAAUGCUUGAGCAAAAGUGUCGAGGUGCUCGAGGAAUCGAGGGAUGUCGUGGCCAAGAUCAUGGACAGAAUUACACUCGGUGAUGAGUAA
Messenger RNA from Ipomoea nil (Japanese morning glory), 969 nucleotides. Its product is annotated as dynamin-related protein 4C-like. NCBI's taxonomy places the organism in Eukaryota, Viridiplantae, Streptophyta, Magnoliopsida, Solanales, Convolvulaceae. Gene Ontology annotation, molecular function: GTPase activity; GTP binding; microtubule binding. The coding region runs from base 1 to 969 and encodes 322 amino acids. The transcript has a single exon. The record is from RefSeq and is a predicted model, not a curated record. Gene Ontology annotation, cellular component: membrane; microtubule; cytoplasm.